Molecule: messenger RNA, 4298 nt
Organism: Daphnia carinata
Lineage: Eukaryota; Metazoa; Arthropoda; Branchiopoda; Diplostraca; Daphniidae
Gene: l(3)76BDm
Product: trafficking protein particle complex subunit 8-like
Exons: 24
Coding region: 77-4255 (1392 amino acids)
Biological process (GO): endoplasmic reticulum to Golgi vesicle-mediated transport; protein localization to phagophore assembly site
Cellular component (GO): TRAPPIII protein complex; phagophore assembly site; cytoplasmic vesicle
Source: RefSeq, a predicted model, not a curated record
AGUUUACUUCUGCUUGUCACAAAAAAUGACAGCUGAAAAUUUGCAAUGAAAUGCUGAUAUCAAUCGUUACAAGAAAAUGAUGAUGCCGAUCAACGCAGUUGGAGGACCUAGUGCCGCAGAAGUGAUUCAACAAGCAUUUAAUCCAGCUAUUGCCGUUCUAGCCUCACCCGAUGUUGAUGUAGUAUGCAGCAAAAACCGACUUACGUUCGUGGAACUUCUGCAGCCGUUUAGUCGACUCUCUGUCGAAGGCCAAAUAAGAGAUGUGAAUCAGGCCCUGCACUCUGUUACCCACUUCAGGUUAAGUGUCAGAGACAUUACAUGGAGACCUGCCUCUUCAGUUUUGGCGAGGCGUUUGCUUUCAGAAGCUGUUACCAAUUUUCCAGUCAAUGAAAACAAGGUUGCUGUCAUUGGAGGUGCAGACCCUAUUGAGAUAAACCCUCAUACACCAUGGUAUGACUCAUGGAGAGAAACACUGUGGAGUUGUUUAGAUAUGACUGACCAUGAUUUUGCUCGGCACUACCUGGCUACACUACUUGUUGUAUCCUCUUCUCAUCCUAAUCCCUUGGAACAGUUUCAGCAACUAAAUGACCAGCUCACACAGUUAAUGUCAAGCAAUGGUACAGCUGAUGGACCUAGGUGGUUCAACAUGAUGUCUUUACGCUAUCACGUUCUUGUCCAUGAUGCGUGCGAUGGAGAUGCGUUUAAAGCAGAGGAAUUGUUGCAAACUAUGAGAAAUGCUUAUGGAUCCCAUGGCUGCCAACUGUUAGUAAUUAACUCGAAACCGAAGAAAGGAUCAAUAAUAGAAUCAGGACUACCAGCACCCGACCCUUGGCUUCGAUUUCUUCCAAGAAAAGCCAGCAAAUUGGACGUUUCUACUGAGGGAGAAUCGACCGUAGAUGGAGUAGAGACGGGAGAAAUGGAUUUUCCAGUGAAAGUCGUGGAAGGAACAAAUCCACAGUCGUUGGGUUCUCUACCUAAAAUACCGCUAAUGGAUGCACUGCAAGAAGCCAUGCAAGAAAUCAACAUAAAUUCCGUUUUAGCUCCUUCUGCGUCGACUUCGGCCCUCUCUUCGCUGACUCGAGAUGACAAAAUAAGUACUCAAAACAACCUAGGGUUGAGCCAGAGAAGUGCCGUGGAGAUCAAAGAUGACCCUCUCAAUGCCGUACUUGGGAGUACGGCUACGCGCGUUUCGUUGGAUGAAGCAGAUGGAACCGGUCCCAUUCUCGCUUCAAGUAUUACCAGCGAGCUUCAUGGCGGAUGCCUUACAACAGAAGAUUUGGAUCGCAUCCAGAGCUUAAUCAACGAUUUUUGUCUUAAAAGUCUUCUUCCUCACAUAGAACGACAAAUGAGACUGCUAAACGAAUCUGCUUCAUCACGGAAAAGUACUCAUCGAUCGUUGCUAAGUGCCACCAAACGCUGGUUCGGUAGUAAUCGACCUGGCGGUGUUCAGACACCCCAAACUGUAGCUGUGAGCUACCAUCCUGAAUCAGUUCAGCUGCAGGUUCGUCGCUUAGGUGAUUUGGCGUUUCUUGUAGGGCACUACGAUUUGGCCUACCAUUCCUACCAUUCGGCCAAAAAGGAUUUUGAAGCAGAUCAAGCUUGGCUCCAUUACGCUGGGGCUAUGGAAAUGGCUGCUCUCUCCGUGUUUUUACAAAAUGGCCAAAGUCGGAACGUCCCUUUUCAUUAUUUUGACAAGUCGUUGACUACAUAUCUACAGACUUGCAAAAUGCCAUAUUGGGCAACGCGCUGUGCAGUGUUGGCUUCCGAGUGCCUUAAAGCUACUAAUCAGUAUAGUGACGCUGCACUGCAACUAAUUCGACUAACCAGUGAAGACGCUGACUUACGAAGUGCCAUCUUGCUUGAACAGGCUGCCCUUUGUUUUCUUCGGUCUGCCGUCAAGCCCAACUCCUCAGCGGAUGCAGCGAAGCCUAACAUGGUACCACUAAUUCGGAAAUACGCCUUCCACAUGAUACUUGCCGGUCACCGGUUCGGCAAAUCUGGACAGAAACGCCAUGCUGCUCGCGCUUAUCAGCUUGCCUUGCAAGUGUACAAAGGGCAUGGAUGGAGCCUAGCUGAAGAUCACAUACACUACACAGUAGGACGCCAGUGUCUGAAUAGGCAACAAAUUGAAGCAGCUUGUCAUGCAUUGGCUGCUCUUUUGAAACCAGAUUCUAUGCAAACUGCUGCCCAACAAACGGCCUAUCUUAAUGAAUUUAUCCACGUGCAUCAGUUACUAAACAAACACCGAGAGAGCGAAACCAAUACAUCGUAUACUCUUCCCAUAUUGCCUCUGCCUGUGAUCGAUAGCAACCAGAUCAGAGUAUUAGUUGACACAAAAGAACCUACGGAAAAUAUGUUUCCACCUGUGUCGGAAGCCACGCACGUCACCUUCAACGACGACGAAGUUCAUCAUGCAAAGUGGACGAAUAUGGAGGAGAAACUGGUGAAUUCGGCAUUUGGCACAACGCAUGCUGUCUUCCGACCUACCAAUCUUAUUUUUUCUCAUACGACCAACAAUAUGGUUCAUCCACAAACGAAUUGUGAUGACCUCGUUAGUUUUGAACUACCACUGACCAACCCUUUGCGCAUCCCUGUCCAGUUGUGCGACGUUCGUCUAGUGUGGAAUUUCGCGGGAGGUGAUGGUAACCUAUCAAAUCUACUCACGGCGACCGAGAAUCCCUUGGUGACCACUUACAUCUUACCUAGGAUCGUGCUGAAUCCUUCUUCUUCCCAUAAGAUAAUCUUGAACGUGAAACCCAAAGCCGAGGGAAUAUUGACUAUCGAAGGAGUCGCUUUCGAUCUUCGACCGGUCAAUGUUGAACCGUCUGCAGCGGUAGUUGGAUUAGUGUCAUCUGUGCCAGGUCGGGUAAUGUUUAGUUUACGAGGGCCAAGGUUGAAUACGACACAACAAGAGCGUCAAGGCAAAGUAUAUGCUACCGACAAACGACUCUCAAUACAAGUCGGGCCCCGCAUGCCUAAAUUGCAAGUGCUAUUCCGCUCGCUACCGGAAUUUAUGUUUAGCGGUGAAAUCCGACCGGUCGUGGUUGAACUUUCCAAUCUUUGUCCUAACAUACCCAUUUCCAAUAUUAUGAUUGCUUCUAAUGAUCCUUUGCACGUCGCUUUCGACGUACCACGCAUUGACAACAUCAAUAUUCGCCACGAUCAAGUUGCGCUCUACCGCUGGGAUCCUUCUCAAAAGUCAACUACCAUAUGGUUGAAAGGAACGGAAAACGUCGGAUUGACGUCAUUGGAUCUCAUGUUUUUCUCCACUAAUCCAGCCGUAAAAGCCAGAAGAUACCGGCUUCUUCGCCAUUGUUCAAAAAUUUUCGUCUCGUCGUCUUUAAGCCUGGCUGCUUGGGUUCAAAGAGUUCCUAGUGGAGAGGAUCGCACCGAGACUUUAGCUGCGCAACUCCAAGUUCGGAAUCUUAGAGAUGCGGAUGACACAUCCCUCAGUGGAAUUGAGAUUUCUCAGGUGGCUCUUCUUAGCAACCGCUGGCUGUUGCGUCCUCAGCAGUCAACAAUUCCGGGUGGAGUCCUUCAUCCUCAGGAAAGUCUCAUUGGUGUACUGUUGGCUAUUCGUGGAAAGGAAAAUAUAGAGUAUUGUGAAAGCGCUACACUAAAACUACCAAGCCAUGGACGAGCUGUCGAUUUCAAACAGGGACCUUACAGAACAUUUGUCAGAGAAUUUCAGAGGGAUACGCCAAAUACAACUUUGGUUGUCUGCUGGACGGCUACACAGGCUUCUGAAGAUGGAUUUGGUACUCUAAUCAUAGAAGGUCAACAUUACUUUGGGUGGAAUUCACAUGAUAUAGCCAACUCAAGUUCACCAGACACUAGCUUUAAGCUACCACAGCAGUUGGUUUCAUACUCAAUGGAAUAUUCACCAAAGGUGUAUCACGAUUUCAACAAGCAAAGGUUGUGUGUAAUACCAGUCAUUCUUUAUCUUUACAACUGCUGUCAGAAAGAAAUUGAUGUUUCUUAUUCUGCCAAUUUCAAUAUAGGGAAAACUCCACGCGCUUCUCAAUUGUACAUGCCUGAAGCAGCUUCACCACUAUUAUGGAUAGGUCGUGUGCAAGGGAAUAUUCAUGUGAGAGAUACACCGGAAGCGGUUCACUUAGCUAUAGCAGUUUCAAGACCUGGUGCCUAUAGUCUAGUUCAAGGGUUACACAUAGAUGGAAGAAUAUUGGAUCAAAAUGUUAAAGUUCCAAGUUCAAAAAUUGAGUAUACAUUGGUUGUUUAUGACAAGGAGGUUUGAUAUUGUAUGAUGUAGGUGAAAAAUAAACUUGUUCAGAUUUUAA